GCGGGACUUGUGAGAAGAGAGAAUGUACCUGCUACUGCUCUUCCUCCCUUUCUUCCGAGUUGCAGGUUCAUAUGAAAUCACAGGUCCAAAGGCUGUCAGAGGCUUGGCUGGGGGCUCAUUGACUGUGGAGUGUCGCUAUGUAUCAACUUGGAAGACCUACAGUAAGUGGUGGUGUCGAGGACCUAUUUGGCGAAAGUGCAAUAUCCUUGUUCAAACGACAGGAUCAGAGCAGAAGGUAAAGAAAAACAAGGUGUCAAUUAGAGACAAUCAGAAAAACUUCACCUUUUCUGUGACCAUGGAGGAGCUCACGCAAACUGAUACAGACACCUACUGGUGUGGGAUUGAGAGAUCUGGAACUGACCUCGGGGUUGAACUUAAAGUGACCAUUGACCCAGCACCAACUACAGUAUCAACCACCACCACCACCACCACCUCAAAAGCCAACAUGUCCACAGCGCCAGCGGAGACCAAAGACCCCCCGACUGUGACCAGCUCCCACUCCAGUGACAGGGAUAAUGCCAUGACGCUCAGCAUCCUGAUUCCCACCAUCUUGGCUGUGUUGCUGCUUCUCCUGGUGGCAGCCUCACUCUUGACUUUGAGAAUCAUGAAGCAGCAGAAGAAAGCUGCUGAGAUGUCCCCAGAGCAGGUGCUCCAGCCCCAGGAGGGGGACCUCUGCUAUGCAAACCUGACCCUGCAGCCAACCCAAACCUCCCGCAACUCUUCCAAGAAGAAGGCCUGUGCAAAGCCCUCCCUCUCUGUCCUGGAAGAUCAGCUGGAAGUGGAAUAUGUCACCAUGGCCCCUCUUUCGAAGGAGGACAUUUCCUACGCAGCUCUGUCUUGGGAGCUUUUGAAUCAGGAGGCAACCUACUGCAACAUGGGUCGCCCCGAUACCCACGUUCCCAGCAGGAGCCAGCAAGAGCCUAUGGAGUACAGCGCCAUUAAGAGACCUUAGUCUGAGCUCCAGGCCCCCUUCUCUAACCCACACGAGGCCUGUGAGCAUAU
Nyctereutes procyonoides (raccoon dog) is the source of this 1002-nucleotide messenger RNA. Its product is annotated as CMRF35-like molecule 1. The coding region runs from base 23 to 952 and encodes 309 amino acids. Gene Ontology annotation, cellular component: plasma membrane. The record is from RefSeq and is a predicted model, not a curated record. Gene Ontology annotation, molecular function: transmembrane signaling receptor activity. NCBI's taxonomy places the organism in Eukaryota, Metazoa, Chordata, Mammalia, Carnivora, Canidae. The transcript is spliced from 7 exons.